Molecule: messenger RNA, 2748 nt
Organism: Opisthocomus hoazin
Lineage: Eukaryota; Metazoa; Chordata; Aves; Opisthocomiformes; Opisthocomidae
Source: RefSeq, a predicted model, not a curated record
AUGCUAAGGGGGGAUGGCAGCCCCCCGGGCGGCUACUUCCCGGAGCACGUGAAGGCGAUGACCAGCCUGCGCUGGCUGAAGCUGAACCGGGUGUUCAAGUCCAAGUUCAAGAACUGGGACGACGUCCUGCGCGUGGAUUACACCCGGAACGCUGAGACGGUGCUGCAGGAGGGCGGCCUCGCCGGCAAGGUCCGCAAAGAUGCCGAGAAGAAGGACCAGAUGAAGGCCGACCUCACGGCGCUCUUCCUGCCCCCCGGUGGGCGGCCGCAGCCGUGCCUCUCCCUCUGUUUCAAGGCGAUCGUGGCUCGUGCAAACAGCCUGAAGAACUCGGGAGUCCCCGAUGAUAUCUUUCAGCUGGACGACCUCUCGGUGCUGGACCUGAGCUACAACCAGCUGACGGAGUGUCCCCGGGAACUGGAGAACGCCAAGAACAUGCUGGUCCUCAACCUCGGCCACAACAGCAUCGAGACCAUCCCCAACCAGCUCUUCAUCAACCUGACGGACCUGCUCUACCUCGACCUGAGCAACAACAAGCUGGAGAGCCUCCCGCCGCAGAUGAGACGCCUGGUCCACCUCCAGACCCUGAUCCUCAACAACAACCCCCUCCUGCACGCGCAGCUCCGGCAGCUCCCGGCGAUGACAGCCCUGCAGACCCUCCACCUCCGGAACACCCAGCGCACGCAGAGCAACCUGCCCACUAGCCUGGAGGGCCUGGUCAACCUGGCAGACGUGGACCUGUCCUGCAACGACCUCAGUCGCGUCCCCGAGUGCCUCUACACCCUGGGCAGCCUGCGGCGCCUCAACCUCAGCAGCAACCAGAUCACAGAGUUGUCCCUCUGCAUCGACCAGUGGACCCAGCUGGAGACCCUCAACCUGUCCCGCAACCAGCUCACCUCCUUGCCUUCAGCCAUCUGCAAGCUGACCAAGCUGAAGAAGUUGUACCUGAACUCCAACAAGCUCGACUUUGAUGGGAUCCCCUCGGGCAUCGGCAAGCUCGCCAACCUUGAGGAGUUCAUGGCAGCCAACAACAACCUGGAGCUCAUCCCCGAGAGCCUGUGCAGGUGCUCCAAGCUGAGGAAGCUGGUGCUGAACAAGAACCGCCUGGUGACGCUGCCGGAGGCCGUCCACUUCCUGACAGACGUGGAGGAGAGCGGGGAGGUGAAGGUGCCAGACCUGAAGACGCGCCGCUGGGACCAGGGUCUGGAGAAGCCGCAGCUGGACUACUCGGAGUUCUUCAGUGAGGACGUGGGGCAGCUGCCUGGCCUCUGCGUCUGGCAGAUCGAGAACUUCGUGCCCACGCUGGUGGAUGAGGCUUUCCACGGCAAGUUCUACGAGGCCGACUGCUACAUCGUGCUCAAGACCUUCCUGGAUGAGAAUGGCUCCCUUAGCUGGGAGAUCUACUACUGGAUCGGGCAGGAGGCCACGCUGGACAAGAAGGCCUGGCUCUUCGCCAAGAAUAUCAACAAUAACGAGCGGAAGGGCAAGGCGGAGAUCACGCUGCUCGCCCAGGGCCAGGAGACCCCCGACUUCUGGGAGGCGCUGGGGGGGCAGCCCGAGGAGAUCCGACCCUGCGUCCCCGAUGCCUUUCCCCUCCGCAGGUCGGAUGCGCCUCAGGUGGGGCUGGGCCUGGGCUACCUGGAGCUGCCCCAGAUCAACUACAAGCUCUCGGUGGAGCACAAGAAGAGGCUGAAGGCUGAUCUGAUGCCGGAGAUGCGCCUGCUGCAGAGCCUGCUGGACACCAAGAGCGUGUACAUCCUGGACUGCUGGUCCGACGUCUUCAUCUGGAUCGGGAGGAAGUCGCCGCGGCUGGUGCGGGCGGCAGCGCUGAAGCUGAGCCAGGAGCUGUGCGGCAUGCUGCACCGGCCCAAGCACGCCAUGGUCACCAGGAACCUGGAGGGCACCGAGUGCCAGGUGUUCAAGUCCAAGUUCAAGAACUGGGACGACGUCCUGCGCGUGGAUUACACCCGGAACGCUGAGACGGUGCUGCAGGAGGGUGGCCUCACCGGCAAGGUCCGCAAAGAUGCCGAGAAGAAGGACCAGAUGAAGGCCGACCUCACGGCGCUCUUCCUGCCCCGCCAGCCCCCCAUGCCCCUGAGCGAGGCGGGGCAGCUGGUGGGGGAGGGGGACGCGGACCUGGUGCCCUUUGAGAGCACGGACAACCAGGGCAUCGUCUACACCUGGGUGGGCCGGGCGGCUGACCCCGACGAGGCCAAGCUGGCCGAGGACAUCAUGAACCAGAUGUUUGAUGACUCCUACAGCAAGCAGGUGAUCAACGAGGGAGAAGAGCCCGAAAACUUCUUCUGGGUGGGCAUCGGGAGCCAGAAGCCCUACGAUGAAGACGCCGACUACAUGAAGCACGCCCGGCUCUUCAGGUGGGUCCUGGCCCAGGCAGGGCUGCUCCACUCUGUGCCCUUUGAGAGCACGGACAACCAGGGCAUCGUCUACACCUGGGUGGGCCGGGCGGCUGACCCCGACGAGGCCAAGCUGGCCGAGGACAUCAUGAACCAGAUGUUUGAUGACUCCUACAGCAAGCAGGUGAUCAACGAGGGAGAAGAGCCCGAAAACUUCUUCUGGGUGGGCAUCGGGAGCCAGAAGCCCUACGAUGAAGACGCCGACUACAUGAAGCACGCCCGGCUCUUCAGGUGCUCCAACGAGAAGGGCUAUUUCUCCGUCUCGGAGAAGUGCUCCGAUUUCUGCCAGGACGACCUGGCUGACGACGACAUCAUGCUGCUGGACAACGGGCGGGAG